Messenger RNA from Sclerotinia borealis F-4128, 1614 nucleotides. Lineage: Eukaryota; Fungi; Ascomycota; Leotiomycetes; Helotiales; Sclerotiniaceae. The record is from the annotation of a GenBank genome assembly.
AUGGCUCAAAGUAAUGGCGUUAUGCAGAAACCGGCUAUUACAACGAUGAAUGGUGCUCCCAUUUUGAAGCCAGCAGCUACUCAAAGAAUCGGCAAUCAACUAAGAGCCACGCUCCUGCUUCAAGAUAUCAAUCUCUUAGAAUUGAUUCAACACAUUACACAUGAACGCAUUCCAGAACGUCUCGUCCACGCCAGAGGCACUAGUGCUCAUGGAUACUUUGAGGUUACAGAUGAUAUCUCAGACGUCACUUCUGCAGCCUUUCUCAACAAGGUUGGGAAGAAGACCGACCUGUUCUGUCGAUUAUCUACAGUAGCCGGUCGCGCAGAUUCAGCUGAGACAGUUCGCGAUACUCGCGGUUUUGCUUUCAAGAUGUUUACUGAGGAAGGUAAUUUGGAUUGGUUGUUCCUAAGCACGCCUGUCUUUCCAAUUCGAGAUGGAGCCAAGUUCCCAUCCUUCACUCAUGCUACCAAAAAGAACCCACGAAGUGGCUUACCUGAUCAUAAAGCAUUCUGGGACUACUUCACUCAUAACCAAGAGGGCAUUCACUUCCUGAUGUUCCUCUUCAGUGAUCGGGCUACACCGGUUGAUUUCCAGCAUGCCGACAUCUUCAGCAUCAACACCUACAAAUUCACCAAGACAGAUGGUUCAUUUACAUAUGUCAAGAUCCAUCUCAAGCCCAACCAGGGUGUGAAAAACUUCACUCAAGCCGAGGCCGAUCUAAAAGCCGGUGUUGACCCAGAUUUCCAAACUCGUAGUCUCUAUGAAGAUAUCGAGAACGAAAUUUACCCUUCAUGGAAUGUUUUUGCCCAAAUCAUUGAUCCUGUCAAAGCUGAGAAUUAUCACAUCAAUAUCUUCGAUGCAACUAAAACAUUCCCGUUAUCGGAAUUCCCUCUUCGCAAAUUCGGCAAAAUCACCUUGAACAAAAACGUGGAUAACUUCUUUGCCGAACAAGAGCAGAGUGCCUUUAGUCCAACAAAUCUUGUACCCGGAUGGGCUCUGACUCCCGACCCUAUUAUUCAGACUCGUGCUCUUGCUUAUGCAGAUACUCAAAGACAUCGCCUUGGAACUAACUUCAUUCAAUUGCCUGUCAAUGCUCCGCACAACAGAUCAUUCAAUCCUCUCAUUCGUGAUGGAGCUGCUACCAUCAACGGCAAUCUCGGCGGUACCGAGAAUUACUUCCCAUCAUCUUUUUACAAUGUUGGAGUUGCGGCACAAUAUGCACAACCGGACGAGGAACAAUUCCAAGGAACUAUUGUCAGCUUUGAGAGCCAGGUUGUCGACGCCGACUAUGUGCAGGCAAGGGUAUUUUGGGAGAAGACAUUGGUUAAGGAGCCCGGUCAACAAGACAACUUUAUCAGCAACGUUGCGGGCCAUCUCGGCUCCGUCACUGGAAACAAGGGGCUGCAAGUUAGACAAGCAGUUUAUGCAAUGUUUACCAAGGUUAACGCAGAUCUUGGCAAUCUCAUUCAAACUUCAACCGAGGCUUUGAUCAAGCAAAGCGAGGCGAGCGUUAUGACCAAGAAGAUGGACAAUGUCAGAAUCAAUAAGGUCAAUGGAGCAUCAAAUGUUAACAGCCAUAACAGUGGUAUGUUUGCUCACAAGAACUGGAAUUAG